Messenger RNA from Durotheca rogersii, 1411 nucleotides. RefSeq lists its product as uncharacterized. The record is from RefSeq and is a predicted model, not a curated record. The transcript has 4 exons. The coding region runs from base 309 to 1355 and encodes 348 amino acids. NCBI's taxonomy places the organism in Eukaryota, Fungi, Ascomycota, Sordariomycetes, Xylariales, Xylariaceae.
GCCAUGCUGUGUAGAACUUCCUCAAGCCCGAAGCAAGUUAGGCAGAAUGUUGGUGGCGAAUGAUGGUCCAGGCCCGUGCGGCCUAGCUGCUAAGACUGCGUCGAGGCCAGUCUUUUUUGAUGUUGGGAUUAACGAAGGCUCUAGCAGGCCAGGCCAAUGGUCUUUGCCCUGUUCGAGAUGCCCUGAGUAUAUUAAGCCUAACGGCUGCUUAUUCCAACCUUGAUCCUCGCGAAUUAUUGCGGCGAUUGAAGCCGAGCAGCUAUCCCCGCAUCAAAGCUCAGAUUCCCUUUCACUAAAGUGGUGCCGUCAUGGCGCAAAUGAACACUAGAGAGCCCGGGGCUGCGGAUUUUGAUGUCGAAACCCAAGAACGAGACGCUGCGAGCUUACAAAACCCACACCGCGAAAUCUUAACACGGGCCAUUCUCAAUGUCCUGUCAGGUCCAAUCGCAAAGAUAACCUAUGGCCAGAUUGUGAACGGGCUUCCUCUUUCUGAAGUCACGUUGGAUAGUUACGAGGGUACCAUUGCUCGUGGACAUCCCCUACUUGAUCAACAUCUGGAGCUGUCCUCAAAAGUUCUCGACAAGCUCGAUCAGCUCUACUCGACCUUUGACCCUGAAACAUUAAGAAUGAGCUCGACGCUUCUCUCUGCUUUCCGAGCUGCUAGUCCUGGGUCCAGAGCCUUUCACAUACGCCUAAUUGGGCUAGUCGCUAGAUCCGUUCAUCAGAUUGCCGUCUUGCUGUUCAAGCAGAGUCAGAUACGUCCUGAAAGCGACCCUCUCCUAUCGUGGCGGCCGAGCGAGGAUUCAAUGUCCCGCUCGUAUCCAAAGGGAUUUCCCCCGACCUUUUUUGCGCACAAAUGGUACCGGGACUAUGACCAAUAUCCUGAAGGCGUCGCUGAUGGUGUGGGAUAUUGGGCUGAAUCACGUAUACUAGGGGGGGUGGUUGUAUUCGACAGACGAACACCUGGGUCCGCGGAAGACGUCGAGACCGAUGCGAUAUACUUGCAUUCUGACAACCGAGACGGUACGUAUCGUAUCUACCGUCUACUUGACAACCAGAAGCAACAGCUGUUACAGUUUUUGCUCUCUGAAGUGCCACCAUCAUCAUGCCCGCUUCCAAUCCAUGGCAAUAUGGAUAACCGCAACCGUGUCGACCCUGAGGAACCGAUGAAAGACACAGGGAUCUAUCGUGACAAAUGGGAACGUAAAUUGCGGCCGGAUGAUGAGGGGGAUGCUCGUCUUAGGGAUGUCAUAGAUGAUUUCAACUACGUAUCAUACGACGAAUGGGCAGAUGCGCAAUACCGGGCGAUGAUAAUGAGAGAAAGACGUGAGCUAGGAGAGCAUCUUGCGUGGUAACUACCCAGGUGUUUUUGUAAACUAAUACAACAAUGAUCGUUCAUCAUGACGACCUU